Messenger RNA from Linum tenue, 186 nucleotides. NCBI's taxonomy places the organism in Eukaryota, Viridiplantae, Streptophyta, Magnoliopsida, Malpighiales, Linaceae. The record is from the annotation of a GenBank genome assembly.
AUGUGCUACGAGGUGAAGUGCGCGAGUUGCGGGAAGACGAGCUGGGGAGGAUGCGGAAGGCACGUCCCGUCAGUUUACCAAAAGGUCCCUGAAGCUCAGCGCUGCCUCUGCAAAGCCUGGCCCGGCGUCGAUCCCAACAACCCGCCGGCCGCCGAUCAACAGUCCUCCCUCUGCUCUAUUAUGUGA